ACUGAGUAAAUCACAGGUGAUUUUGUCAUCUGUCAUCUGUAUUGUGAUGUAUAUAACGUUCUAGUUGUACAUGAAUGCAGAAGCAGAAUGUUUCAGUUUUGCUGUGGUAAAAAACAAUAAAUAGAUUGAUUCUGUAUUAAUUCUCAGUUCGGGAAGUUAAUUAGUUUCAACAAUUUUGUUUGUCUGUAAUUCUGCUGACAACAAAUAAUAAUGACGGAGAAAUGUGUAGACGAGCAUACAAAAAAGUUCGAAAAUGCUUAUUGAACCUCGUUAUGAGUGUCCAAUAUGUUUAACUUGUUUAAAAGAUCCAUUACUUACAUCUUGUGGACAUCGGUUUUGUCAAGAAUGUAUACAUCAGUGGCUCAAGCAGGAGGAUGGCACUUGUCCUAUAGACAGUUACCAGCUGUCCAUCACCAAGGACCUCUUUCCUGAUAACUACACACGGCGAGAAAUAGCACAACAGAGGAGGAACUGUCCAGUAGAGGAGUGUUCUCAGUUGGUUCCUCUCACAGAGUUGGAAAAACAUGUAACUAUUCAUGAGGAAUACCGUCAGCAAAACGAGAACAUUAUGUGCACCUUUCACAAUGUGGGGUGUCAUACUCAGCUGCAGUCAAUUCACCAACUAAAUGCCCAUUUGAAUUCUCAGCUUCACCACCAUCUUGAGUUGUUGUCGUCUGCCAUCAGUGAGGGCCGCAAAGGCCAGGUAGAUGCCAAGGCGCAGGAAGCCCAGUUAUGGGAACCACCACCCAAAAAGGGAAUGGAAGAUGAGUCUGAAGACUCCUGCAAGGCUCUAAUGAAAUCUCUCUAUGAACGAUUAGUUUUAUUAGAACAGAGUAACCGAGAACAAGAGAUUCAAAUAACUAGCUUAAGGGCUCAAGUUGGGAGACUUACUGAGGAGAAUGAAAAUUUAAAAUACAACAUUCCUUUGCAAUUCUGUAAUGGAGUUUGUGUCUGGACCAUUGACAAGUUCCAGGAGAAAUACUCGUCAAUGACACAAGAUUAUCAGAGAUGUUUCUACAGCCCCUCUUUUACUACAUCAUAUGUUGGCUACAAAUUUUGUGCUCGUCUAAAGUUAUCGACUCUGAACCCAAACUACUUGGCUCUGCUGAUACAUCUGAAGCAGGGACAGUUCGACAAGGCUCUGGACUGGCCAUUCUCAGGACGCAUCAGUUUCACUCUUGUGCACCCGACUCAGCCAGAAGAAUCCAUCAAGGAAACUAUGAUGUCCAGACCUGAAUUGGAAGCAUUCAAGCAACCCACAAAAGACAUCUGUCUUAGAGGAUUUGGAUACUCAGAAUUUGUUUUGGUGUCUGAUAUUUUCACCAAAGGGUUCCUUGAAAAUGAUACUAUCACAAUAAAAAUUCAAGUACAAACUGUUUAAA
Molecule: messenger RNA, 1382 nt
Organism: Homalodisca vitripennis (glassy-winged sharpshooter)
Lineage: Eukaryota; Metazoa; Arthropoda; Insecta; Hemiptera; Cicadellidae
Gene: Traf6
Product: TNF receptor-associated factor 6
Exons: 7
Coding region: 254-1381 (375 amino acids)
Biological process (GO): tumor necrosis factor-mediated signaling pathway; positive regulation of JNK cascade; protein K63-linked ubiquitination
Cellular component (GO): plasma membrane signaling receptor complex
Molecular function (GO): protein binding
Source: RefSeq, a predicted model, not a curated record